AUGACCGGUCAAGUCUCUUCUACUGUCUUGAGACUCAGAGGCAGUGCGAAGCAAUGCAGUGCUACAUCGCGAGCGUUGUUCAAGCACUAUUUUUCUACGAGUGCGGAAAAGAACACCGAUCCAGCUUCUAUACAAUUAGUGGAAUCUCUGCACCAGAAGAACGGCAACCUGUCAACUAGGCUAACUGACGGCGAGGUCAAGCUCAUUAUCUCCAGCUACUGGCCGGCCAUUAUCUCCACAUACUUUUCCUUUCCAGGAAAUGUUGACCUCUACGCUUUCACUCCGUAG
Molecule: messenger RNA, 288 nt
Organism: Aspergillus nidulans FGSC A4
Lineage: Eukaryota; Fungi; Ascomycota; Eurotiomycetes; Eurotiales; Aspergillaceae
Exons: 2
Coding region: 1-288 (95 amino acids)
Source: RefSeq, a predicted model, not a curated record